AUGAUCCACAAUCGAACUGUGCUGUGGAAAUAUCACGAUUCUGACCAAGUCAGCAGUCAAAAACAAUGCGAGGAUCUGCUACAGCUAGCGCCGUGGUUUCCUUCCUUUGAUGAAUGGGAACAGAAACUUCCACACUUGUCGGAUGUGAUUCCAGUAUCAUUGACCAACUUUCGUGGCGAGGAAGGUCACCCGAUUGUGCUGUACCCCCAAAUUACAGAUGUCCUGGAAGAGAGUAAAGAUGUCGUACGGCAUGCUUGGAUCGAAGAUGCAUCAAAUGAGCGCCAUUUCAGUUAUUUGAAAAGCUUGCCACGUCCGUAUCAACAAAUGACACGUGACCUGUACUCCGAGGGGAAGAACUUCUUGUAUGGGAUGUUGUACACUAAGAUCUUUGAGUUACAGAUUCCUAGCCAGCAAUUGGUAUUUGGGCAAAAUACAAGCUACUCAGCAACCAAUCGUGUUCCAUUUAGUAUUGCGGUUCACUCAAGGCAUACUGUUGGCGCGGAUGAUGGAUCUUAUAUCGAAGCUGAAACUAAGUGUUUGAACAAAAUGAUCACGCACUUGAAAGAUACGGAGCAGUCUUGCAAAGUGUUCGUCAUGUCUGAUCGAUCAAAGACGAUAGAUUUGCUGAUCGAGUGGUUGUUUGCAAGGAACUGCACGACGAUGGUCGCCAAUCAUACAAUGGGACCAAAGAUUCACGAUAUUGCAGAACAUGGGCCAUGGUCGGGAGCUGGAUUUUUGUUGGAUCUACAACUUGUAGGAGCAGCAGAAAGCGGAGUCGUGGGAGACCGACAUCGAAGUUCGACUGCGUUGGUCAUCUACCAGGUGGACUAUAACCGUCGAAUGAGGGCGUGUGGGCGAGCUCAAAAAACAAAACUACAUGACAUGCCCAUCUGCAAUCUGCCAAAUAAACACUUGUCGGGGUACAACUACGGACCCGGGACACCAACUUUUCGCCAUCAUAGCCAUCUAGCUCUGCUGGAACCCAUUGCUGUGGUGGACACAUACAAAAAGAAAGAUCUGAAAAACUAUGUAAUUAGCAGGUUCGAUUUUGAGAGGCCAUCAAUCAAGACCGUAUAUGAUGCUCUGAACAGUAAGUAUGAACAUCGCACUCAUAUUGUGUUAUUUUUGCUCGCUGUGGAAUUGACAUUGGCUGCUUUCCAAAGGUUUCCUCUUGGCAAUAAUGACAAAUCGGUCGUUUGUUCUCCUGGAUGA
Cylindrotheca closterium is the source of this 1212-nucleotide messenger RNA. NCBI's taxonomy places the organism in Eukaryota, Bacillariophyta, Bacillariophyceae, Bacillariales, Bacillariaceae. The record is from the annotation of a GenBank genome assembly.